GCUCCUCAUUUUUCGAAACUCACAAGGCUCACGGAAUACUUAUACAAAUGUCGAAUAUAGUGCUUCGGAAUGGUCUUGAGACUCUACUCGAAGAGAUGAAUAAGAACCCUCCUUGCGAACUUGGCUUAUCGGCGGAAGAGCUUCUUGUUCCACGCAAACUAAAAAAAUCGAAAAAACCACCUCGAGCACAAAAUAAAUUCAUUUUAUAUCGAAAACAUUAUGUAGCACUCAUGAAAAAGAGGUGUCCACAAAGGACAGUGAGAACGAAUGAACUUUCAAGGGAAGCAAGUCGAAAUUGGGAUUCUGAGUCGAAUGAAGUGAAACGGUAUUUCACAAUCUUGGCAGAAGUCGCUAAAGAUAGGCAUAAAGCGAUGUAUCCAGGAUACAUCUACGAACCUGAAAAAAAAAAUAAAAAAGACGAAUUUGAAGAGUAUAUUGACUAUAGUCAAUGCUCUUAA
Molecule: messenger RNA, 458 nt
Organism: Racocetra persica
Lineage: Eukaryota; Fungi; Glomeromycota; Glomeromycetes; Diversisporales; Gigasporaceae
Source: the annotation of a GenBank genome assembly